AUGGCAGCUACUUAUUUAGAAAAUAUUUUUGUAACUAUCUAUCAAAAUUAAGGAGCUUAUGACAUUUAUCUUUUAGAAAGCGCAUAAACUGGUAAUAAUUAAUUGGAUUUUUAAGUGUUAGACCAAGCUAACUUUGAGUAAGGAGAAAUGAAAAUAGAUGAAAAUGGGAUUGUUUGUAUAAUUAAUUUUGAAAGAUAAUAUGCAGAUAACUCUUCAGAAAUUAAUAUUUAUAGCUAUAAUGAUUAAAAUUAUUUGCUCGCUGACAAUAUUGAUCCUUAGUUCUUAAGGUCACUUUAUGGGCAAGGAUACUAACUUUAACUUUCGAAUCCUUCUCUAAUCUAAACAUCUGCUAAUAUUUUUAACAUGCAAGAAUAUAUUGCUAUACCUGCUAUCAACUCAAAUAAUGAUUCAGUUAUAUUAAUUUUUAGAAUAUAUCAAGUCAACUCUUAAAAUUAGCUUUACUGCUCUAUACCAGUAGAUCCUAAUAUCUUUAACAUAUCCUUCUUCGGAAAUAAACUUAUUGGUUUCAUCAACACAAAUAUCGAUAUGGAUUAUAAAAUUUCAUAGUAGAAAUUUAAUUAAGAUUUUUAAUUCACCAUGUCUACUUAGAUUUUAAUAGAUUCGAAUUUAAAAAAUCUAAAAAAAAUAACUUAAGAAGAUUAGCAUAUGAUUUUUAAUUUCAAAUUCUAAAAAAAUUUAGCUUCAUAAUAAGGUUAUAUAAAUAGGCAAUCUGAUGGAAUUUUAUCUCUUUAAAAUUACUAUGACUCUUAAGUUUUAAAAGUAAAUGAUCUCUACUAUUUCAAUGAUUUUAAUACUUAUUACGGCAAUUUUCUAGGUUGGCAGAUUACCUACAGUUUAAACAACAUAGAUUUAAAAAUGUAUCUUCAGAAUAGCUUAAUUAGCAAAUAAAACAACGGAAUUAAUGCAUAUGAUACUAUUUUGUUUGGAGAAAUAAUUGUAAUGACCUACUAAAAUAAAUUAAUUUUUCAAAAUAUUUUUAGCAUGAAUCUUGGCUAGAAUCUCGAUUACUGCUAUUUGCAAACCGAUGAAUCAUCAAUUAUGAUCACAUUAGAUCCUCUUAUCAAUAAAAAUAUUAUUAAGCAAACAUUUUUUACUCUUUGCUUAAAUAAAUAAGAUUCUUCUACUUAAUAAUUUAAUAAAAUAACUGUUUUAUAAUAGCCUUAAAUGUACAGCUAAGAUCCAUAGAUUUAAAUUAUUUCAAAUUAAUCAUGGAUUUCUACUUCUAUUUAAUUUGAUAAAAACGUAUAAGUUUUAAAUAAAAUAUCUAAUGAUCCAAAUUUAGGCCUUAUUGCUUUAAUCUAAUAGCCUUAAAUUAUAGGAUAGUCUAUUUGUUAAAUAGUACUUUCUGAUUAAGAAGAAGGACAAUUUACAUUUAAUUGCUCCGUUUAUGAAAAAAUGAGGCUUUUAAAGCUAGUUUACUUUAUGUGGAGCUAUCAGUGUUAAUCUAAUAUUUUCUUUACUCAAGAUGGGUUUGCAUAUUACUAAAUUUCUAAAAAUUUUGACUCAUUUUAAGUAAUCAAUAUCAAAGAUAUUUUAAAUAAUUUGAAUUAUAAUGUUGAUUAAGGAAGUCAGGUUUCAAAAAUGAUAUUUAACAAAUAGUAAUUAUUUGAAAACAUAAAAUGUAUUGAAUAUUUUACAGAGCCAAACUAUAUUUUUAAAGGAUUUGCCAGCUAAUCAAGUAAUUAAAGCCAAAUUAACUACCCAACACUAUAAAAAACUCAUACAAAUAUUAGAUUAUUGAUUAAGCUUAGCAUAAUGGCCAGAUGA
Tetrahymena thermophila SB210 is the source of this 1788-nucleotide messenger RNA. RefSeq lists its product as hypothetical. Lineage: Eukaryota; Ciliophora; Oligohymenophorea; Hymenostomatida; Tetrahymenidae. The transcript is spliced from 5 exons. The record is from RefSeq and is a predicted model, not a curated record.